AUGUCGAGCGCUCGCGCACUGAAUCGUUCUAUCUCAUUGGUUAAUAUUCGACGACAAGGACGUUCACACAAGAAGAAACCCGGUGGUUCGUGGCCGGGCAGAAGCCCCAACGUCGAACGAGAUCACGUAGCUGCCUACAACCAGUUGAGCAAAAUGUAUAUUGGAGAGAGAUCCAUGUACACUGACGAGCAGACUCUACUGGGAAAAAAGGUGUACAUCCUGUUAUAA
Molecule: messenger RNA, 228 nt
Organism: Phytophthora nicotianae INRA-310
Lineage: Eukaryota; Oomycota; Peronosporomycetes; Peronosporales; Peronosporaceae
Exons: 2
Coding region: 1-228 (75 amino acids)
Source: RefSeq, a predicted model, not a curated record